Mytilinidion resinicola is the source of this 687-nucleotide messenger RNA. RefSeq lists its product as uncharacterized. The transcript has a single exon. The annotation marks the transcript as partial. NCBI's taxonomy places the organism in Eukaryota, Fungi, Ascomycota, Dothideomycetes, Mytilinidiales, Mytilinidiaceae. The record is from RefSeq and is a predicted model, not a curated record.
AGACACCGCCAACCCGCCUCCAAAACCCCUCUCUCGCGGCGCAAAUUCCCAGUCCCUAGACCAACCCCCCUACCACGGCCACGCAUUACGGAUGCCCACUACUAUCAAAAGAACUCCCAGAAGGCCCCGGAUAACCUGGAGCACCGGUACGCUCCCAAAGUACAAAUGCGCGUUCAACAGCAGCGAGAGCGCCAAAACUACCCCAACAACCUGCGCAACCGUGACGUGAACAGCCACAAAGCCCUCGAAAUCCUCCUCCGCCUCCUCCUCCACGCGGGCCUGCUCCUCCACAUCCAGGUACAGCCGCAGCGUCCUCCCAAUCCGCUCCAACGUUUCGCUGGCAGUCAUACCAUUCAUGACGCCAUGGCCGACGGCAAGGUGCACACGCAGGUCGAUAGUGUCCUGCAGGCUCGCCGCGACGGGCUCCAGGUCCUCGAAGUCGCCGGCGGGGUCGCGUGCCAUGUGGCGGAAGGAGCGGUUCUCGGCUUGGGUGAGGAUGGUGAUGAUGAGGGCGUGCAGGUCGGAGAUUGUGCCCGUGGCGGUCUGGUUCUCGACGUCGCGGGAGACGGUGGCGUACACGGGGUAGGUGCGCUUGAGCUCGGCGAGGCGUUGUUGGACCAUGAAGGCCACCGUGUCGUUCUGCGGCUCGGAGGCGGCGGGGGACGGGGUGCGGGUGGUGUAGGACAU